CGCGGAGGAGGCGCCGCCCCAGGGGGAGGAGGUGCCAGCUCGCCGCAGACCGCCCGCGGCAGAGGCCGCCCCGGUCGCGCCGCGGCGGGAGCGGCCGGCGGAGGCUGCACGGCGAGGAGGAGGGCCGGGGGAGGGGACGUCACCCCCGCCCGCCUCCUGCUGCCCCCCGCCUGCAGGCUCCCAGCUUCAAUCGGCGCCCAGCAUCCUGCUGCCCCAGACCUUCCCGCGGGCGCGCACCGGGCUCAACUCAGGCUCAGGACUGCAGGUGGACGUCUCCACUGUCCAGGAAUCAUUGAGUGUGUGGACCAGACAGCCUCCCCGGAAGGCCGGCUACCCCGGAGUCCCGCCUCGGCAUGGGCCUCGCCAUCGGGGCAGCUCCUGGGUCUGUGCUUGUCUGAGGGUGCUGCCCGUCAUGGGGGCAGCCAUCUCUCAGGGGGCCCUCAUCGCCAUCAUCUGCAACGGCCUCGUAGGCUUCUUGCUGCUGCUGCUCUGGGUCAUUCUCUGCUGGGCCUGCCACUCCCGCUCUGCCAACAUCGACUCCCUCUCGGAAUCCAGUCCCAACUCCAGCCCUGGCCCCUGUCCUGAGAAGGCACCCCCGCCUCAGAAGCCCAGCCAUGAAGGCAGCUACCUGCUGCAGCCCUGAAGGCCCUGCCCCCCCGGCCUAGCCUGGAGUCUGGGACAUAAGUCCACCCCAGCCUGGAACCUGGAAUCAGGAUCCCGGGAUCCAGCCAGCCUGGGGUCCAGGACUCAGAAUCCAGCCUGUCUGGAGCUGAACCUAGCAGCCCAGAGUCUAGUCGGCCUGGCUCCAGGAGAGGCUCUGCUGGCCCCAGGGAGACAGGCCCAGGGUGGGAGUUCUGGAGUUGGUGCUAGGGCCAAGGCCAUCCGGACUCGGCUCCAGCUGGAGGGCCGGGGGCUGGGUUCCACCCUCCCCCGAGGCCAGGCACCUCUUGGCCCUCAAGGCUGGGGAAGCAAACUGGAAUCCACGGCAAUAAUGAGAGGGUGUCCAGGCUGGGCCCCUCCUCUGGUCCUCCUACUGUUUGCUGGGUAAUAAAUGGAACUAUGGCUCUA
Messenger RNA from Phacochoerus africanus (Common warthog), 1068 nucleotides. It is a transcript of the gene ENHO, whose product is annotated as energy homeostasis associated. Gene Ontology annotation, cellular component: plasma membrane. The transcript has 2 exons. Lineage: Eukaryota; Metazoa; Chordata; Mammalia; Artiodactyla; Suidae. The record is from RefSeq and is a predicted model, not a curated record. The coding region runs from base 413 to 643 and encodes 76 amino acids. Gene Ontology annotation, biological process: positive regulation of Notch signaling pathway.